GUUUUUUCUAUAUUUUCAGGAGGGUGCUAGAGGUUGAGCGGUUCCACUGGGCUGCUAGAAGAGGAGUUGACGAAGAAUUACUCUUUAAUAAUAUGCCUGAUGACCUUCAAAGAGAUAUAAGACGACAUCUCUUCAAAUUUCUCAAUAAGGUAAGGAUAUUUACGCUGAUGGAUGAAUCAAUCUUAAAUGCCAUCCGUGAGAGGCUAAAACAUAUAACUUACAUAUCGAGUAGCGUGGUCUUUUCCGCUGGAGAUGUAAUUGAGAAAAUUGUAUUCAUAGUAAGAGGUGAGAUGGAGAGCAUUGGAAAAGACGGUUCAGUUAUAUCUUUGUCAGAGGGAGACGUUUUUGGUGAAGAACUUCUUUCUUGGUGCCUGGAACGAGCAGCUUCAAACACCGAUGGGACUAGGAUAUGGAUUAAACGAAAGGGAUUGUUAAGCUACAGAUCUGUUAGGUGUGUGACAAAUGUGGAUGUGUUUUCCCUCAGUGUAGCAGAUCUUGAUGACGUCACGAGAUUGUUCUCGAGAUUCCUAGGGAGUUGUAAAGUGCAAGGAGCCAUAAGGUACGAAUCUCCAUAUUGGAGGCUACGAGCUGCUAUGGAGAUUCAAGUGGCUUGGAGAUACAGAAGGAGACGGCUUAAAAGAUUGUACUGUUCAGUCUAGUCAUCGGUUUUAGAUUAUUGUCUUCAUUCUCGAUGGAUAUUUGAUGAUAUAUGCUUGGUGGUUGUCAUAUAACUAUAUGAGUUUUUUUUGGUUCACCUUCUAAAGACCUAAGGUGAAUAUAUAUGUUCACCAUUAAAGUAAUUAUCAGUAAGAAACUGCCAAGUAA
This is a messenger RNA of Brassica napus (rape), 825 nucleotides long. Its product is annotated as probable cyclic nucleotide-gated ion channel 20, chloroplastic. The record is from RefSeq and is a predicted model, not a curated record. The transcript is spliced from 3 exons. Lineage: Eukaryota; Viridiplantae; Streptophyta; Magnoliopsida; Brassicales; Brassicaceae. Bases 93 to 659 code for a protein of 188 amino acids.